GAAGCUGGCUCAGGUGGCGUCGCCCCGCCAAAGGAGCCGGCAUGAUGCUGGCCCCGCCCUCGCCCCUGGCCGCGAGCCGCCGGAGAAAGAAGCCCCGCCCCAGCCCCGCCGGAGGGAGCAGAGAGAGAAAUCAUCUCGUGACUGUGUAGGCAGUACAAGUACAAUGAAAACUGUAAAAUAUGAACACAGCUUGGAAAUGAAAGACUCUCUGGGAAAUCAGCAGACAAAGGAACCUACUGUUACAAUUGAUGAUGGUGUUGAUGAAGACGAUGAUAAACCACAUUCAUUAACUUGUAAGAUUAAGAAAAAGAUUUCUCCCUUUGUGAUGUCUUUUGGAUUCAGGCUUUUUGGCGUAGUGCUUAUUUUUGUGGACGUUGCACUUGUGGUUGUGUCCCUGUUGGUUGGUGAUAGAUACGAAUCUCUUGAACAAAUGAUUGGAAACAUUUCUCUGGCUAUAGCACUCUUCUUCCUCCUGGAUGUCAGCCUACGAGUAUUUGUUGAGGGUUUCAGAAAAUACUUCGAAUCCAACCUAAACAUUGUAGAUGCCAUCAUUAUUUUGGGCACACUGUCAGUCAAUAUUGUAUAUUCCUCCUCUGAUUUGAGUGGCUUAAGCCAAAUUCCAAGAACGGUUAUUCUAUUCCGAAUCCUGAGGAUUAUAAUCCUGGUAAGAGUAAUUCGACUGGCUCCUGAGAAGGAACGGCUUGAAAAAGUGACACGGAGGAUGGUCUCAGAAAACAAAAGGCGUUAUACAAAAGAUGGCUUUGAUCUGGACCUCACCUAUGUCACUGCCCGUAUUAUAGCAAUGUCAUUUCCAUCUUCUGGACAGCAAGCUUUCUAUAGGAAUCCUAUCAAGGAAGUUGCAAAGUUCUUGGAUACAAAACAUGAAGGCCACUACAAAGUCUACAACCUUUGUAGUGAACAGGGCUAUGACCCCAAGUAUUUCCAUUACAGGGUGGAAAGAAUGUUCAUUGAUGACCACAAUGUCCCUACUCUAGAGGACAUGCUUAAGUUUACUGCUAGUGUCCGGAAAUGGAUGGAACAGGACGAGAACAAUGUCAUAGCGAUACACUGCAAAGGAGGAAAGGGUCGGACAGGAACAAUGAUUUGCAUCUGGCUUAUUGACAGCGACCAGUUUAAUAGUGCCGAGGACAGUUUGAACUACUUUGGUGAGAGGAGAACGGAUACAAGCACUAGUUCCAAGUUCCAAGGCGUUGAAACUCCAUCCCAGAGUAGAUACGUUGGAUAUUAUGUCACUAUGAAAUUUGUGUACAACUUGAACCUCCCUCCUGUGAGACCACUGCACAUCAGAAGCAUAAAACUCUACGCUAUCCAUGAUGUUGGAAAAGGUAAUGGGACUGAUUUGAGAGUGAAGGUAAUCAUGGAAAAACGAGUGGUUUUUCUUUGCAUUGGUGCCAACCAAGAGAACUGCAAGCUGUUCUUUGAUGGUGAAAAUGACUGGGUGGUGAUUGCCUUCAAAAACUGUCCUGUUGUUAGCAAGGAUGUCAAAAUCAAAUUUGAAUCUUCUUCUGAUAUUCCAAAAGGUUACGAUGACUGUGUUUUCUUCUUCUGGUUCAACACCUCCUUCAUUGAAAACAACAGACUUUAUUUACCUAGAAAUGAAAUCGAUAACCUACACAAGCCAAAAAUGUGGAAGAUUUUCAGCGAGAAUUUUGCUGCAGAGGUGAACUUCACUGAACCGUAACCAGGAAUGAGCAACAAUCAUUUUAGACGGAGUUACUUGCUACUCACUUUUCUCCCAGAAUCAUGUCCCUUUACCUCUAUGUCUUCCAAGACUUUUCCUCCACAUAUGUAGUGAAAGCCACACUUCAGGCUAAACCAAAAGGUCGCCUGGUUUUCUCAGUAUAUAUGCUGCUGCUUUAUGGUGAUUAAAAUAAUUAAUUUUGCCAACUGG
Molecule: messenger RNA, 1912 nt
Organism: Anolis sagrei ordinatus
Lineage: Eukaryota; Metazoa; Chordata; Lepidosauria; Squamata; Anolidae
Product: phosphatidylinositol 3,4,5-trisphosphate 3-phosphatase TPTE2-like
Biological process (GO): cell motility; transmembrane transport; phosphatidylinositol 3-kinase/protein kinase B signal transduction
Cellular component (GO): cell projection; plasma membrane; nucleus
Molecular function (GO): protein tyrosine phosphatase activity; protein tyrosine/serine/threonine phosphatase activity; monoatomic ion channel activity
Source: RefSeq, a predicted model, not a curated record